Molecule: messenger RNA, 1871 nt
Organism: Dufourea novaeangliae
Lineage: Eukaryota; Metazoa; Arthropoda; Insecta; Hymenoptera; Halictidae
Gene: vimar
Product: rap1 GTPase-GDP dissociation stimulator 1-B
Exons: 10
Coding region: 1-1836 (611 amino acids)
Biological process (GO): positive regulation of GTPase activity
Cellular component (GO): cytosol
Molecular function (GO): protein binding; guanyl-nucleotide exchange factor activity
Source: RefSeq, a predicted model, not a curated record
AUGAUGGAAGGCGAAUUAAAGCAUAAUAUUGCAAAGUUACUCGAGGAGUUGCGAUUUGUUGUAAAAUCGGAGAAAGAAAUUGAAGAUAUUAUCCAAGUUUUAGAUUCUAUUGUCAAUGUUAGCAAAACUUCUAUUGGAGAAUCUACAGAGUUCACAGUGGACGAUGUCUUUCUAACAUUGUUGCAUCAUGAAUCCAAAGAAAUCAUUGCAAAGACUGCCAAGGCAAUCGCAGAAAUUGCCAAAAGUGAACGAGGAAGAGAGAAAUGCACUACCAUGGACAUAGUGAAUGCACUGAUAAAUCUGUUAAAAGAUGAUCGUGUUGAUGUGUUAACACAAACUUCCAGGGCUUUGGGAAAUAUUUGUUACGAGAAUGAAAAUGGCAAGAAAUUUGUCGAAGACCAAGAUGGAUUAAGGUCAAUCCUGGCAGUAUUGGAGAAGAGUGUUACACUAAGAAACUUGGACGGUGCUCCAUUUCUCCGCAAUGUGGCGGCAGGUCUUCUUUUGAAUUUUCUUAUCGACCGGUCAUCCAUUAUCAAGGAGGCAUUGCAACAGGAAACUGUACCUAUUAUAUGCAGUGUUCUGGAGAUCGAUGGCACUGUGGGUGGAGAAUCAGCAAUGCAUGCAUUAUUGAUAUUAGGAAUAUUGAAUGACGCCAGUACAGAGUUCCUAGAUGAAAGACUCACGAAAAUUUUGGUAGAUAUUCUCGCGAGCGACACAUCGUCGGAACUUUCUGAGAUGUGCUUAGAACUUCUUCAUGGUCAGGCAGAAAAUGAGAACGCAAAGUUGCUGCUCGCAGAAGCAGGUGUCUGUGAAUUGUUGCUGAAGCUUUUGGAGAAGCACAGUCCGUAUUGCACUGACGAAGAGGCCAGAUCAGUCCUAAAAAUUGCUUGCAAUCUAAUUAUUCUUGUCUUAACUGGAGACGAGAGUAUGAACAGCUUGUAUGAUAACAGUAAGGGUGUUGUGUAUAAGAAGUUAGUCGAGUGGCUUGAAAGCGGAGACAAAGAUUUACAAAUCACAGCAGUAUUAGCGAUGGGCAAUUUCGCGCGCAGCGAUGCCCAUUGCAAGCUCAUGGUUACGCAAGGUGUUCACAGGAGUCUUCUUAAACUACUACAGGAUAAUAAUACGGACACUGCAGACAUUAGGUUUCAGCACGCUUUGCUCAGCGCUUUGAGGAAUCUUGUAAUUCCUGCGGACAACAAGCCUGUAAUAUUGAACGAUGGAUUGAUAGAUGUUUUAUACCCGAUGUUGAAUAUUCCAUCGUACCCUGUGGUUUUUAAACUGUUGGGAACUUUGAGGAUUGUUAUCGAUGGUCAAUGCAAAGCUGCUAUGCACUUGGGAAAGAGAAGUGAUUUAAUAAAGAAGACCGUUGAGUGGUGCGAAGUGGAAGAGCAUCCUGGGGUUCAGGGUGAAGCGAAUCGUUUGAUCGCUUGGCUGAUUAAUAAUAGCAGGAAUAAGGAGAUUGCACUUCCGAUGAUAAAACAUGGGGCAGUCCCGCACCUGUUGAAAAUGUUAACGUCACAGCACAUUUUAAUGCAAAUCGAAGCUCUGAUUAGUUUAAUGGUAUUGACCACGAGCUGUUUAACAGAAUGUGAAAAGUGUCUUCUAGAGGCUGAAGUAGGAGAGAAACUUUGCAGGUUCUUUGAAACUGCAAAUAAUUUGGAAGCACCGAUUCUGUACAAUGCUGUGUCCUUAUUGGAAAAUAUGGUUAAUUCAGACACAUUAAGAGAACACCUUCGAGAAAGUAAUUUAAAAUCUCUGUGUCAGAAUGUGGCAGAAGACCAAUGGGACUCAAUUGUGGAAAAUAAAUUGCAAAAUAUUUGUGAGAAACUCGAUUGAAUAAGAGGCAGGACACGAGUGUUUGAACUCUUAUA